GUUGCUCCCCACCCAAAUGAGAAUAAUAAUCCCUGUAAAGAAACAAAAAAUUUUUGAUAUAUUUUCGCUUUGCAGAUCGUUGGGAAAUAAUCUAUUUUUGCCAAAUUCGUCUUUCAUUUGCGUCCAUCGGCGUGUUUCAACACAAAGCAGCCGCUGAUCGGACGCCUUGAAGCUUGAACCGUCCACGAGCGACGCAGCGACCUCGGCCACGAAACAGUCGGCUGCAGUUUGGCAGCCGUUCGUCCGUCCAAAGAAUGCUUGAGAAGGACAGCUGCGUGCGUUCGACACUUGAAACUCUUCCCAACCAACGACGUCCACACCCUCGUCUAGAAUGAAGGGCGCCAAAGCGGUCGAGGUGACCGCCGAGGAUGAAGACGAGACGCAAAUGAGCCUUGCACCCUACCUGCAGACCUAUCUGGCCAACGGAGGUCGCGGCUCAGACGGUUCCCAGCGUCGUCUGUCCAGCUGCUUGCCUUCCCUCUUUGAAAGAGCCUCAGACACCUGGUGGGACCCUCGCUUUGACUCUGAGGUCCUCGAAGGUCAAUUUUGGCGCAGCUCAUUCCCUCAGAUCCGCGAGCGGUUCCAACUAGGGCUCAGCUACCUCUGCGUUGGCUCUCUCCUCUGGACAUGUUACUUUGCCUUCACCCAGACACCCCAUUGGCUCGUCAUCCUCCCUGUUUUGGUGACUGUCAUUGUCAUGCUGAUUGGCGCCCUCAUCAUCUCUCGCAGCCAACAUUUCCAAGGACACUACCAACUGGUAGCCGCUGUCGUCAUCCUGUCCUCCUGCCUGUUGUCCCUUCUCUUCAUCAUCCCCGAGACUGGUGAAUUUGCCGUCGACCUCACCCCCGUGGGCCUCUUCUCCCUCUGCAUGGAACUAUUGCUGAUUCUGUACACCGUUGUUCCGCUACGACUGCACGCCUGUGUGCUCAUUGGUGUCAUCUACUCGGUGGCCUUUGAGGUCCUCACCUUUUACUUCACUCACCCUGAACCAGCCGAGGUUGUCGUCCGGUUUGUCCUACACCUUUGCAUCCACAUCAUCGGCAUCCACAUACUCGUAAUGACCACUGUGCGAAUGAGGGGCACAUUCGUGAAAGUGGGGCAGUCGCUUUUGGUUCGACAGCAACUGGAAAACGAGAAGCAGCUGAAGGAAAAAAUGAUUUUGUCCUUGAUGCCGUCCAAGGUGGCCGAGUGGCUGCUGAAGGAAGGUCACAGCGAAGAGGACGAGGCGGCCACUGUUGAUGACGAAAAUGGCUCCAUCUUGCGAAAAGUAUCCACUCCUAGAUCAUCCAACCCUGGUGAUAUACGGUCUCUCUUCCGGCCGUUCAACAUGCACUGCAUGGACAACGUGUCAAUUUUGUUUGCAGACAUUGUCGGCUUUACUCGGAUGAGCUCCAACAAAACGGCCGAGCAGCUAGUCAGUCUUUUGAAUGACCUUUUUGAGCGAUUCGACGACCUUUGCGCUAGGCAUGGCUGCGAAAAAAUCUCCACCCUGGGUGACUGUUACUAUUGUGUCUCCGGUUGUCCACUCCCUCGGCCAGACCAUGCUAUCUGCUGCGUCGAAAUGGGCCUAUCCAUGAUCGUGGCCAUCCAGGCCUUCGAUAGGGAGCGCAACGAAGACGUCAACAUGCGCGUUGGUGUCCACACGGGCACUGUCCUCUGUGGCAUUGUGGGCACCAGACGGUUCAAAUUUGACGUCUGGUCCAAUGAUGUCACCCUGGCUAACCGGAUGGAGUCUACUGGACAGCCGGGUAAGGUGCAUAUCUCGGAGGCCACAUCCAAGUACCUCAACGACAUGUACAUCUUGAAGGAAGCCGAAACUGUUCAGGAUAUGAAAACCUAUUUCAUAGUCAGCAGAAAGGCUGACUUGUCACCAAAGCGAGCAGGAAUCUCACCCGCACCUCCCAAUCGUUCCACCCUCAAAGCAACAUCCCUACCCAGUAUAUUAGACUCUGAACAAGAGAUGGACGAAGAACCUCUUGAAGAAAUAAAAGCUCUCACCCCUCAGUCUCUACCUGAAGAAGGCCAGGAAGAAACGUCGUUUUGGAAAUGGCCAAUUAAAUCAAAAUCCCAAGAAAAGCUGAGCGAUGCCAAAAGUCCGAUUGCAGUUUCUCCUUCAAAAAUUAAGCGAAGUGAAAAUGAAGUGAAUGCAAGUCCUGUCCGGCAGCUCAAGGUCCCCACUACAGAUGACCAAAUAAGCACAAGCCCUUCCAUUAACAGCAGGAAAGAUUCUGGCAUCAGAAGUACAAGCAGACGCAGUAGCAUCCAGCAACAGAUUUACAUGAUGAAUGGUUUGGCUCAGAAUGACAUGAUGGGACACCGCGUCAGUGGGUACUACACUUCCAGUCAGGAUUCCGUAGCUGACCCAGAUGCUUCUUUAGGAAAGUACAAAAUUGAGGACGCUGAAUUCCAGUGGAACAAGAUUAGGAAACUGUCUGAUCUGCAGAUGAUCCGGUGUGUCCAGGAGCACUCGAUCGACCCGAACGACGCUUGUUAUUUCUCAAAAAAGCCUCUUAACAAGCUCAGCUUGUUCUUCAGAGACGCUCCCAUGGAAAGCGACUACCGAACCCUUGCUCACUGCGCCGACACAUCGAAAAUCACCGCGCCUAACACUCUUGCCUCUGCCAGGCUCAAUACAUACCUGGACCUAAUUGUGGCUCUGCUUGUGUUUAUUUUUAUCGCUAUUGGCCUCUGUGCCCUCUUCGGACUGAGACACACCGCCUUUGUUGUGACCCUUGCCCUGGGCGCUGUGAUUUGCAUCUCAGUGGGGAUGUGGGGCGCCUUCAGGCUGAUUUGCCCAAAGCGACCAGCUCUCUGUUGGUACCCUUGGCACAUAUUUGGCGCUCUUGUGCUGAGCCUUCCAGCUAUCGCAGUGCUCGCCAACUUUCACUGCAACUCUCUUUACUCGGCGCACAUUGUUCAGCCCUACUGUCUGCUAAUGCUCGUCGGCCUGGUCCAUUUCUGCAACUUCACACAGCUUAACUGUUGGAUGAAAAGUUUGCUGGCAGCAGCCCUGGGCGCCUUUUUCAUCACACUCGUAGCACACAGCCCAAGCUGCAACCUCCAGAAUAAUUUUAAUUCGACAACUUAUAAUUCCACCGAGGACGAAUCAGGCGAGCAAGUUCUAGGCUCAGCAGAGCUGCUCUUCAGAAAGGAAGUCUACGUUGACGUUUUCCUGCUUCUGUUACUUAUCGUCCUGCUAAACAGAGAAUUUGAAAUCAGCUUCCGAUUGAGUUUUCACGGCAACGCCUUGGCCGCCGCCGACAAGGCCCGAGUGCAGGCCACCAAGAACCAAGUGGACUGGCUGCUCCACAACAUCAUUCCCCGGCACGUUGCGGAGCAACUCAAGAGCAAAGCGAUGUACUCGGAAAACCACCACCAGGUGGGCAUCCUCUUUGCGUCCAUUGUCAACUUCAACGAGAUGUAUGACGAGUCCUACCUAGGCGGUCGUGAGUAUCUGCGAGUCUUGAACGAGCUCAUCAGCGACUUUGACGAGCUUUUGCACAAACUUGAGUUUAAGAAUGUUGAGAAAAUUAAAACCAUUGGCAGCACAUACAUGGCCGCCUCUGGUUUGAACCCAAAACUGAGAACAGCCAACGGCCACCCUCACCAGCACCUCUUUGACCUGAUCGAGUUUGCCAGAGCCAUGCAAAAAGUGGUGGCUGAUUUUAACAAGGAUCUUUUGGAGUUCAAGCUCAUUCUCCGGAUAGGCUACAACCAUGGUGAUGUGACCGCCGGGGUCAUUGGCACCACCAAGCUUUACUAUGACAUCUGGGGCGACGCUGUCAAUAUUGCAAGUCGGAUGGACUCUACUGGUGUCAGGGAACGUGUCCAGGUGGGCGAAUCUUGUCUGUCGGAGCUCAACGAGAGGUACCAAUUUGAGCCGAGGGGCUCCAUCUACGUCAAGGGCAAGGACAACAUGCGUGUGUUCCUGCUAAAGGGCGAGCAGGACGCCGCCAGCUGACUGCCGAAGCAUUCCCUUAUGUAGUGUUAAAUAGGCUCAUUUUGUAUAUAUUAUGUGCGCGAGCGAAAUCUCAAAAAAGUCCCAUUCAGUCGUUAUUGUUUCUUUUUUAUUUUGAUCACAGCGUAUUAACAGUUUUAAUUUGCUAAUUCAUAAAAUCACACAUGAGCGUAGUUAUUAAUUAAUCAAUUAAAACACUCCGACGGGAUUAUGGUUCCUCAAAAUGUGUGACAAUAUUUGAAAGAGAUGUAUUAAGUUGAUUUUCACAGUGCCAUUGUUGUUGUCAAGAACUUGUGAUCUUUCAAGGCCUUUUUUAUUCGCGGCCUGUCUUAUUAUAUAAUAAAUUAAAAAUAAAUUGACGAACAUGCAUAGCUAAAUAUAUUAUGUUAAGUGUCUGACGGAAAUAUUAUUUUAAAUGCCUGUGAAAACGUUUUAAACUCGCCUUAGUAUUUUGAAUACAAAUUUUAAUUUCUCUUUUUAGUUGCAGAUGAUUUUUAAAAUAUCUUCAUUUGAGAUUUCCAAAAGUUGUGUUGAAAUUAGCGCAGAUCUAUGACGAUAAAUGAUUGCUAUUAUUUAGCUUUUACAUUCCUCUUUUCUCAUGGUUAAAUUUUACUCCUAACCAGUAAGACUUCCUGUUUCUUCCUCUUGUCUUCUUGCCAGCUGGUCCAGCUGUUAUGAGCAUGAUUGAUACAGAAAAUCAAUGUUUAAUUAUUGGUACUUUGUGAUUCUAAAAUUAAGAAAACUGCUAUAUUAUGACAGAAAAAAUUGCUGCAGCUUUAUGAAAAAAAAAUGAUAAAUUAUUCCACAAUUACCUGAAAUGUUGACUAAAUAUAUUAUGUACUUGUGAUUGGAUUUGAUGGAUAAAAGUGUUUGUUGCCUUAUUAUAUUCUACAUAAUACAAUAUUAAAUAUUAAUUAUACUUAGAGCAGCCACCAAUUUUUCACGGUGUGCGUGAGCUUUUAUUUGCAGCUGCCGUUCUAAUUUACUUUAUAUUGUAUUGAGUAUUGAAGAGGAAAACACAGUGAUUUGAAACACACGAGUUUGCAUAUUGUACUGAAAACCUAAUUGUUGGUUGGCUUAAAUUUUUAUGAAGGACGUGAAAAAUAAAAUGAAUACCAAUUCUUGAGA
This is a messenger RNA of Neocloeon triangulifer, 5086 nucleotides long. RefSeq names its product adenylate cyclase type 9 (gene Ac13E). Gene Ontology annotation, biological process: intracellular signal transduction; adenylate cyclase-activating G protein-coupled receptor signaling pathway; cyclic nucleotide biosynthetic process. The coding region runs from base 332 to 3961 and encodes 1209 amino acids. The transcript is spliced from 7 exons. Gene Ontology annotation, molecular function: adenylate cyclase activity. The record is from RefSeq and is a predicted model, not a curated record. Lineage: Eukaryota; Metazoa; Arthropoda; Insecta; Ephemeroptera; Baetidae.